Messenger RNA from Gadus macrocephalus (Pacific cod), 4724 nucleotides. RefSeq names its product protocadherin gamma-A3-like. The record is from RefSeq and is a predicted model, not a curated record. Gene Ontology annotation, cellular component: plasma membrane. Gene Ontology annotation, biological process: homophilic cell-cell adhesion. NCBI's taxonomy places the organism in Eukaryota, Metazoa, Chordata, Actinopteri, Gadiformes, Gadidae. The transcript has a single exon. Gene Ontology annotation, molecular function: calcium ion binding. Bases 1746 to 4205 code for a protein of 819 amino acids.
CGGGUCGCACCAGUGUGCGCCCCAGGCCAAUGGUAUCGUUUUCUUUUCUGUUAUCACCACAUGAUUGGACAAUUCAGCGAAUUGAUCAAAUAGGCUUCCUCCCUCAGCAGCAUUCGCGCACCACAACUACAUGUCGAGAAGAGAUAGAUCGCUAACCAGCAGAGAGUUGUAAGCACUUUCCACCCUUUUCAGUGGAGGAUUGGACUCCCCAAGUAAUGUUAUACUUAAAAGGAGCAAGUAAGUUACAUAUUAAUUUAGUCUUUCGGCCUUUAGCAUAUAAACAAAAUUAAGCAACUGUCCCAUAUUUCUAACUGCAUUUGAAGUAAACAUUGAGACUCACAAAAAAUGGACGCUAUAGGACAGUGAUCACGAUUUGUCUCAAUAUCAGAAUAACAACAAUGGGUCAAAUAGCAAUGACUGGUGGAAUGGCCAUGAAGUAGGUCUGUAUACGCAGUGUAAGCUUGUCCAGGCCCUGCAAGUCAGGAUGUAGGCUAUGAAUCUGAAUGAGAAGUAGGUAAAUAGUUAGUGGCCAUACCCCAAAUGCACCAGAAUACAGGUAAUCAAAUCUAUUAAAUCAAAACAAAUUAUGGGGGGGAGACCUCGGAACCCCUGUCUUUUACUGUGCCCCGCCAACAUUUUUGAUCGCCAGCUGCCACUGUUGUUAGAUAUGAUCAGCACCACCAAAAAGGAGAGCACCACUGAAGAUAAAAGCAGCGAGACUGACACAAGACCAAGUAACAUAAUCUUAGAUAUUAUUUCAGACUGUUGCAAUUAGCAUUCUGGAGUGAGUUGAAUUUUAAUGCAUGAUAUGAAUUGUUGGGGAAUGUCCACAAUUGAAUUAAAUACGACAAUUCUGCAUUAUUAUGGACCAUUCAAUAUUUAUCCAUCAAUCUGUUUGCGUUCCUGAGUUGCUUGCUGAUGCUAUUUGCAAAAAUGUAUCCUUUAUCUAGAUCUAUGUGCCUUGCCAUGUGGGUGUGCAGGUGUGUGUGUGUGUGUGUGUGUGUGUGUGUGUGUGUGUGUGUGUGUGUGUGUGUGUGUGUGUGUGUGUGUGUGUGUGUGUGUGUGUGUGCGUGUGCGUGUGUGCGCCUGUCUCUGUGUGGGUAUGUUUGUGAAUAAUUCUCAUCAUGAACAAUUAAGAAAGUUUUGUUUCCGAUAAAUUAUCGAUUUAUAGAAGUGAGAGUUUAUCACAAUGUUUUUAGUGAAUUUAAAUCAACGUAAUAUUUGUAGGAUUCAAUUCAGCUCCCCUAUAGGCCAUACUUUGUUGCAGUUAUUUGAAAUGUCAAUAUCACAACUCCAAAACCAUUUUUGUCAUUUAAUCUCCUAGACAAAAGUGUACGUUGCAUCUCAGGAAUGUACAAUCUACAAUCGAGACUCAAUAAUAUGCUACAUUGAAAUCAUAAGGUCAUACGACCGAAUGUUUGAUAGACCUACUCUAAAACAGUAUUGACAUCCCAGUUUUGAACUCUAAGGGACGCUGUUGGUCAGUGAAAAAAUAGUGUGUGUUCAGAUUAUGCUAGUUGGAGCUUCCCAUCCCUUUAAUUGCGACGGAGAGGCGAACUGAACCACGGCGAAGCAUCCAGGGUGGAGCUCGACCGAGGCACGCUCGCUUCGAAACUCGUCUUGUUGUUUAAAGGGAAUUUAAAUCAAAUUGAGGGUUACAAUUAUUUUACUGGAGCUUGAUUUUUUCCUUUUCUCUUUUUGUGGAUAUUAUUGUGGGUUUCGUCGAAGAUUAAUUGCUUUUGAAAAUGGCGUUACGCCACAACGGGUGGGAAUGUUGCUUUUCAUGUCGGAGUAAAAUGUGGAUAAUUUUUCUUUAUUUCGUGAUUUUUCUGAACGUUGCCAGUGGCCAGAUCCGGUAUUCUAUUCCGGAGGAGAUGAAAAAGGGGUCGCUUAUCGGCAACGUUGCGCAGGAUUUAGGGUUGGAUCUGAAAAGGCUUCGUUCAGGCCGAGCAAGAAUCUUGACGGGAGAAAGCCCUCAAUACGCCGAUCUGAGGACAGACAAAGGGAUUCUAGUCGUGAACGAAAGGAUGGACCGAGAGCAGCUCUGUGGCGACGUUACACCAUGUAGCUUUAGCUUUGAAAUCAUCUUAGAAAAUCCAAUCGAACUGCAUCGUGUGAUAAUUGAAAUAUUGGACAUAAAUGACCAUUCGCCCGCUUUUAAAAGCAGAAACAUAUUUCUUGAAAUUAGUGAAAUCGCUGCAGUUGGUUCUCGCUUUGAUUUAGAGAAUGCAGAUGAUCCUGACGUAGCGAUUAAUACUUUACAAAAUUACUUGUUAACAUCUAAUGAUAAUUUUGUCCUGAAGCAACAUUCAAAGGCAGACGGAAGCAAAUUUGCACAAAUGAUUCUUCAAAAGCCACUAGACAGGGAGACUAAUCCCCAUCUUUCAUUAAAACUAAUCGCAGUUGACGGUGGAACUCCGCAGAGAUCUGGUACAGUUAAUAUAGAUAUCACUGUUAUAGAUGCUAAUGAUAAUGCUCCAAUGUUUAAACAGUCUGUGUACAGAGCUACAGUAAUAGAGAAUGCUCCCAUUGGGACCUAUAUUACAACUGUCAAUGCUUCAGACGCUGAUGCUGGUUCCUAUGGUUUGGUAGCGUAUUAUUUCUCCAAUUUAAAGGGUGGGUUAGCUGAAAUAUUUAAUAUUGACAGUGCAUCCGGUAAAAUAACAACUACUGGUAAUCUAGACUAUGAAAAACUCAAAAAAUAUGAAUUUAGGGUUGGGGCAAAAGAUCAGGAUGGAUUAAAUGAUGGAAGCAACAUAAUAAUUGAGGUGAUAGAUGUCAAUGAUAAUGCCCCAGUAAUUAAUGUGAUGUCAUUCUCUAGCCCUGUUUCAGAAGACGCCCCUACUGGGACCACCAUAGCUGUAAUCAAUGUAAAAGAUUCUGAUUCAGAGAAAAACGGACAGAUAACAUGUUCAAUUGAUACAAAUCUCCCAUUUAAAAUACAAUCCUCAUUAACUAAUUAUUACAACCUGUUGUCAGAUGUAGUUUUUGACCGUGAAACAACGUCAGAAUACAACGUAACCAUCACAGCGACAGAUUCUGGGUCACCUCCCUUAUCCAGUGCAACAACUUUAAGGCUUGUUAUUUCUGAUGUGAAUGACAAUGCACCGAUAUUCACUAAAAAGAGCUAUUCAGCUCAUGUUGUAGAGAACAAUGUGCCGGGGGUCACCAUAUUCACUGUCAGUGCUCGAGACGUAGACUGGAAUCAUAAUGCCAGAGUUUCGUAUCUUCUGGAGGACACGCAGGUCAGUGGUAGUCCAGCCUCUACUCAUGUUUCUAUCAACUCUGAAACUGGAGUUCUGUAUGCAGCGCGCUCUUUUGACUAUGAACAAAUUAAAGCACUGCAGCUAGUUGUUAAAGCUCAAGAUGGAGGCUCUCCUCCCCUCAGUAGUAAUGUGAGUGUGAGAAUACUGAUCCAGGACCAGAACGACAACGCCCCUCAGGUUCUGUAUCCAGUCCAGACUGGUGGUUCUCUGGUGGCUGAAAUGGUGCCUCGUUCAGCAGAUGUGGGCUAUCUGGUCACUAAAGUGGUGGCUGUUGAUGUGGACUCUGGACAGAAUGCCUGGCUCUCCUAUAAACUACAGAAAGCCACAGACAGGGCGCUGUUUGAAGUUGGCUUACAGAAUGGAGAAAUAAGAACUAUCCGCCAAGUUACUGAUAAAGAUGCUGUGAAACAAAGACUGACUGUUAUAGUGGAGGACAACGGAAAGCCCUCUCGUUCAGCUACGGUCAUUGUUAAUGUGGCAGUGGCGGACAGCUUCCCUGAAGUGCUCUCGGAGUUCACUGACUUUACACACGACAAGGAGUACAAUGACAACCUGACUUUUUACUUGGUCUUGGCUUUGGCUGUGGUUUCCUUUCUCUUCAUCACGUGUUUAGUGGUGAUCAUAUCAGUGAAAAUCUACAGAUGGAGACAGUCUCGUAUCCUGUAUCAUUCCAGUCUCCCGGUGAUCCCAUAUUAUCCACCACGGUACUCAGACACUUUGGGGACAGGGACUCUCCAGCACGUGUACAAUUACGAGGUGUGCAGGACCACUGACUCCAGGAAGAGUGACUGUAAGUUCGGCAACGCUGGUAGCCAGAACGUUCUGAUAAUGGACCCCAGUUCUACAGGGACCAUGCAGCGAAUACAGAGUGAAAAGAGCAUCCUGGAUGAACCAGACUCUCCACUAGAGGUGAGUUCUAUCAGAUGUGGUUGUGCAUGAAUGUUGAUUUGUAGCUCAUUCGAUAUGUUCAGCACCACAAAAUCGACAGCUCUCUUGGAAGAUGAGGGCAGGCAGACUGAGUUCUAUCAUGUUGAAGCUCUUUUUAGACCUUUCAAAAGAAUGGGUCACAAUCAAUGGCAGGAUUAAUGAAUAUUUAGUAUUUGGAAUGUGGUAAACAGCAUUGGUACAUGCAUUAUGGCACAUCUGUUUUUUCAGAUCGAUACCUUGUGAGGCAAACACUGUGUGUGCGUGUGCGCAUGUGUGUUAGUUUAAAUGUACACGUAAAUAAUGUUCAACCUCAUGAGCAUUCUAAAAGUUAUUUUUCGAAAACAUUUUUAACUCUGAUUAUGAGAGAUUACGAUGUCACCUAUAUUGAAACCUUAUAUAUGAUUGUUUGUUUUUGCGUAGUAAAAAAAUACUGUCUCUCUCCAUCUUUACAUGUACUUGUGCAUAGAUAUUAUAAGUGAGUGCAAUCGGUGUGAUAUCCUCAUUGUAUUAAAAAUAAUCAUGGCAGUUUUA